ACCUGGUGGCGAUUGUCCACGGGAAAGAGAUUGAAGUUUCUCAAACAAAACAAGCAACACGCUCACUGGAUAUCGUUGACAUCCGAUUUGGAAGUGAAACAACUUGGAUAAAACGCGCGUAAAAAUGCCGGAGUUACCGUUGGCAAUAAUAUAUUCAAUUUUGGCCUAUGGGCCGAUGGUUAUUUGCGACAGUAUGGCCAGGAAUGACCCCAGCAGGUCAACAGGUGGUGGAGGAGGAUAUGGGGCCUCGUCCAGCAAGGAGCGCAAUGCCUUCUUCGCCCUGCGCAGCUGCCAUCAAAUCCUACGCGGGGACACCGGAGAGUUCUUCUCCCCCGACUACCUGUGCUCCAACCCUCCUCUGUGGUGCAACUGGACUAUCCAGGUGCCUGCUGGGAAACGCGUGCACAUGGUGCUGGAGGACUUCACGCCAGCUGACGCCUGCCACCUCAAGACGGACCAGAUCCAUGUGGACGAGGCGCCCAGCACUGGUGCUGGAACAGGAGCUGGUUCUGGCACGGGAUUGGCUUCUGGCCUGGGUUCUGACGACGGAUUGUCUCCCGGCGGUGACCAUCGCAUCCUGGAGAAGUGCUGGCGGAAGGCAGAGUACGUGUCUCUAUCGGAGACUGUGCACGUAGUGCUUCUCAUCAGCCGCACUCCAAACGCACCACUCAGAGGGUUCUAUGGAACCUUCAAAGCCAUCGGUGGGGUUCCGUCUUCCGGAACUGGAACUGUGGAAGCCCCUGGUAAUGAGGAUCUGGACAAAGAGCAGGAGGCUGCUGAGAAGCUGGGGCCACCUAAUGACCCCCAUGACCGUAAUCACCAACAUCACGUUAGUGAAAACGAGAAUGAACUACCUGUAGCAACUCCAAGGAGCAAGGCAAAGCCUUCCACAUCCUCCUCUGGGAAGGUGGAUCACCAGUCUGCUGCUCCCUCUAAUGAGCUCAUCUCAGAGCAAGGACGUGAGGAAAGCCAAGGGCAAGGUCAAGGUCAUGGGGCGGAGAAGGGGAAAGUGAAGUGGGAGAACGUCAGAGGUCCUUCUGAAGGAACUGUACCUGGUGGAGGAGGUCAAGGAGGAGGUGGAGUAGAAGGAGGGAGAGAAAGAGGAGAAGGUGGAGAAAGUAAAUCGGGUGACACAAGCUCCUCCACAAAGCCAGGGAACAAGAAGAAGAAGGGCCAACGUCUCCAUGGCGACGACCCCAGCUCUGUGACCCCUGCCAAGGACACAGACUCAAGGUCAAAGCCAACUAAAGGUCGUAUCGGCAGGUUGGAGGAUGAUGAGGAAUAUGUUUUUGUUACUCGGUCACCAGAGUCGCUAGUGUCUCUUACCAUGACAACUGUAAGAAGAGAUGUUGUUGAGGACAAUCAUGACUCGCCAAGUGUACCUACACCCAAAGUUCAAGCAGCAAGGAGACCAGGAACAGACAACAAUAUCAGAGAGAGAGCAGCACCACACCUGACUCCAAUGAAUGGCUCUCACCAUCUGCACUUGCCUGGAGCCUCUCUGUUCGAGGUGUCACUGGAGGUAUCCUUCAACCACCAGCCCGGAGAGAACUGGGAUGAGCUGGUCUCGUCUCUGCUGGCUCCAGCCAAGGCCAUGGUUAAAGAGCAGCUGGUGAGAUAUGCCCCAAAAGCCGUCUCAUCCAAGAGGAUCAAGAGGUUGAGUUCGGGGGCCCUCUUCCUGCUCUGGAUUCAUUUUGGCGAGGGGCAGGACAGUCCUCAGACCCGCGGGGGCUUCCAUGCCACAGUGGAGGGGCUGAAGGGGCGUGGCCUGCUGCCACAGGGGGAGGGGACGGAGGGUGUCAUCUCCUAUGUCACAGUCUCAGAUGUGAAUGAGUGCGGUACCCACCUGUCGCAGUGUGACGUACAUGCGGAGUGUGUGAACCGCUUCGGCUCCUACGCCUGCCGCUGUCGCCAUGGAUACCUGGACAUGUCUCGCUCCGGACCUGGAGGAACCGUCUGCAUAGACCCCUCCUCUACAGGUUGUUCCUUGUCUCCUCCCGCUCUCCUGAAAGGUGUCUACUGCGUCUGUUUCCUCCUGGGCCUGCUGCUCUUUUCAGUGUUGCUCGCGCUGGUUGCAAUGUGGCGCCGCCGCCACCAGGGGGCCUUCACGCUCCACUGCCAGGGCAGUUGCCCCAGCCAUGGCAGCGGCCUGACCGGGGUAGCGACUCCACCAGCCGGAUGCUGUAACCACAGAUUCUGCUGCUGUGAAGGUUCGGGAAGGAGAGGCGGGUGUAUGAAUGCGGAGAAGCCUUUGCCCCCUCCACCACCCCCACCACCUAUGGGAAGGUGUGCUAAGGACGGAGGAUGUGGGAAAGGGAAAGGCAACGACCCUCCACUGCUGCACUACGGGCCUCUGACCGUUACUGAGGGGGAGUCGACGGGGGAGGAGGGCUGGGGGGUCUCGGACACCAGAGCGGACCACUGCACUGUCUGAAACUGAUGCUGAUGAUGGUCCAUCAUCCUCAUUACACUCACCGUAUACUUCACACACUCACUGACACAGAUCUGUAAAAAAAAAUGCUACUGCACCUUCCUCACCAACUGUAAUGACCAAAGAUGUUGUUUGACUCUGUCCUGUCCAGUCCAGUCAUUCAAUACAAAAUCAUUUACCAACUCGUACUCUCUCACCAACCGUAAAGACCAAAUAUGUCAUGGGAUUCUAUCCUAUACCAUUCAUUCCACACACAGUCAUGUACCUCACUCACUCGAUCCAUAUUCAUAAAGACUGAAUUUGUGCAUACGAUAUUGUUUCCAACCUUUCAAAAGACUGGGCUGGAUUGUAUUCUGUUUGAAUUUGUUUAUUAAUUGAUUAGGUGAUUUAAUAAUAAGUAUAAUAGUUUGCGAUAUGUUUUGUAUGUUGUUGUUUGUGUUUGGACAAGGUAAAAAGAAAGAUGUUUUUCAGGAUUUACUGCUUAUCAUUUUGAUGAAGUUUUAUUCGGCUGUAUUAUUUUUCAAAUGUUCAAAUUCUUCAGACAUUACUUCAUGUGGACUACAGUUUAAGGGUGGGUUUGGGUGAUGAACUAAAAUUGGUCAGAAGUGAAAAGACACUAAUAAAUGGAAAUGCUAUUGU
This is a messenger RNA of Engraulis encrasicolus (European anchovy), 3070 nucleotides long. RefSeq lists its product as uncharacterized. Lineage: Eukaryota; Metazoa; Chordata; Actinopteri; Clupeiformes; Engraulidae. The transcript is spliced from 13 exons. Gene Ontology annotation, molecular function: calcium ion binding. The record is from RefSeq and is a predicted model, not a curated record. The coding region runs from base 125 to 2434 and encodes 769 amino acids.